UCAGACUUUAUUAAAUAAAAAUGUUCGAUAUAGCAGAUGACUAUGCAGAUGAAGCAACCCAGACACCUCCGUUCUCAGCAAAGGCAACUCUAGGGUUCUUUCUACCAACGAUCAACAGAAUCAACAAGUACAUUCCAAUUAUCAAAAAGCUGCAGAAAACUCUUCAAAAUCACAACACAGAUAUUCUGGAGCUUAAAUUACGAAACUCUGAUUUUGUAUCAAGCUCCCUUUUCCAAGUGAGGUGUGACCAGAUAGAAAAGAGUGUUGAUAGAAUCUCAUAUCUCCAGAAAGAGGUUAAUUCCUCACAAGGAGCACUUCAGAAUGAGAACCAUGGUGAUGUAGGCUUAAAAGAAACCUAUGUCACUCAGCGCCAGUUCAAGCAACUUGUGGAAAAGGUCAAGGAUCUCGAGAAAGAGUCACAAGAAAAAUGGAAUAGAGAUUAUAAGCAGGAAAUUAUGAAUUUACAAAGAAAUUUUACUCAACUUAAGAAGAACUUUUCAGCACAACUCAAGUCAUCCGAGCAAUCUAUGAAGGAACUCCAAUCUAAGGUAAUUCUCAUGGAAGCACAAAAUAAGUCCAUAGAGGAGAAAUGUGAACAACUUGAUACCAGGAUAGAUUCACAGAAAGUAAUCACUCCAAAAGCAACCUCAGUUAAUCUAGACGAGGAAAGAUUGCAAGAGACAAAUGAAAGGAUCGAUCUUCUCCAAAAGAUGAUUUCAACACCUGAUGAGAUUGACAAAAGGGUUAACGCCAUUAUCAACAGGCUUGGCUUGAUUGGUGACAGUGAUAUGAACAGUCAGAAUGAAAUAGGUGCUUCCUCACCUUCUAAAUCCCCUAGACAGCCCUCACUAAAGAAAUUAUCUCAAAGAGUAGACCAACUUGAGCUGAGCACUUUGCAAAAGGUUCAAGUAGAGACUCCGAAGCCUAAAACUAAGCCCUCGAAAGACACUCAGACUUUCUUUGAGAGGAACAAGAUUCAGGAUAGGGUCAAGAAGUUAGAGAAGCUCCUCCAAGUCUACAGCCAUGAUAUCGAUCUUCUUAAAGCAAGCAAAAUGGCUAAAAUGGACGAGCUCAUGAAUACUAUGCAUGAUUAUAGAAAUACCAAGCUUAGCCUUGAGUCCAAGAUCAGCUCUCUUGUGUCCCAGCUUGACAAGGCCACCUCUCGCUUAACAGACUCUAUCGACUCAGUAAAAUCCCAUGUCGACAGGACGACCCAAAACUUCAUCCAAGAAUUCAACAACCUCAAGCAUGAAAACGAGGGAAUAUUGCGUGAAUUCAAAAGAGUAAUGGAAGAAUACCGCACACUGGUCCAAAAAGUUGAAAUCUCUAAUAACUUCCCUUUCACUGGUGAGCGUACAUCUCGGAAUGCGACUUCUAAAUCCUUGAACAAAAUUACCCUCAGAAGUAACGUAAUGGGUAUGUCCCAAAAGAGUGGGAAGAGGCAUAAGUAUCGGCAGACUGAGUUCAUGGACCCUUUCCAAGAGUGUGAGACUACCAAGGAACGGUAUAAUAAGUCUACAGAUUAUCGCACGUAUUUCAACUCAAAAACUCUAGAUAAGCAAGCUAAUUUGUUUGGGGAGUCUCCGAAGAAGACUAAUAGUUCAUGGAUGAACAAGACUGCUGACCAAGAUUCUCAAAUCAAUGCUUUUAAGAAGAAAUCUCUCAGAAAACUCCAAACUAAAAUCCCUCAAUGGAACAUGAAAGUGGCAUCAUCCAGAAGAACAGAGAAAAGUGGGAGCUCAAGAUUGUACACAGCUGAAUAAGAAAAAAGAUAAAAGAUUGUU
Molecule: messenger RNA, 1784 nt
Organism: Moneuplotes crassus
Lineage: Eukaryota; Ciliophora; Spirotrichea; Euplotida; Euplotidae
Source: the annotation of a GenBank genome assembly